GUAGUUCAAAUUUUCCCUCCAGAAUGGCGCACGGCAUGGCUUGCAGCUGAUGAGACUGUUUUUGUUUUACAGAAAUUUUAUUUUUCGAGUUCUUUUGCUGGAAUUCUGAUUUACACACUAAAUUUAUCGUGAUUGACCGCUUACUAUCUUUAAAAUAGAGCUGUAACCUAACAAACGAAGUAAACGAACGCGUCGAACCCAUCACAGGCUCAAAUCUGAAAAAAUCAUGUUUGUUUGAGGACAACAUCUUCCAGCAGACAUGAUUUCGUCAAAGUUUCCGCACAAUUUAAGGCCACAAACGUAUCUGCUCUUAGCCAGAAGUUACAGUAAAACAAGCUGUGUUCCUCAGCCUGGUGAGAGCACUCCGUCGGCAAGAGAUGUCAACGCAAAGUCGAAGGGAAUUAAAGUGUCCAAGAAGCGGAAGUUCAAUGUUACGAAAGUGCUGGACGAAUUUAAAGCUCUUGGCGAAAGUUCAUUAGAACCGUCCUUGAACAAUGAAUUGUUUGCAUCCAUCAAUAAAACGCAUUACACGGAAAGAAGAAAUGAAGUCAACAUUGAAAUGUUGCCAGAGCCUCUUUUCAAAAAGAUUUUUGGCAACGACAAAGGUGUGCCUCAGUCAGCAAUCAAACUCAAGCUGGCUAGAGAACAUCUGCAGAAACACGACCUGUUGGAAAAAGUCGAUCCGCCUCUCCCUCAAAUCAACUUCCCACUACCUGCUCUGAAGGGAAAGAAUAUCGAGGAGCACUUUUUCCGCAUAGCUGAAGAGCAAAGUGUUGCCUAUCGAGAGCUACUGAAGCAACUUACGAGUUCCAAUAUCCCAAAUUUACCUGAGAGAUGGUCAACUGCAGCAGGCUGGACAAAAUAUGCCCUUCACAGACCACCUGAACCAGUCCCUUUUCCUGAUGAAGACUGCCUUGUUUUUGAUAUUGAAGAGUGCAUGGGUGCUGGUCUGGGACCAACAAUGGCAGUUGCUUUGGCACCAGGAGGCUGGUACGCCUGGGUUGCGACACCUUUGGCCCAAGUGCUUGACGGAGGAGCGAUUCCUCCUCCGAAGGAGCACUUGAGUCCUCUCGAUCUCAUCAAUCUUGAAACACCGCCCGACUGCAAAGUUCAUCGUUCCGAGUCAAAACCAAAAGUUGUCGUUGCUCACAAUGCAUCUUUUGAUCGGGCAAGGGUCAAAGAGCAAUACUGGCUGAAGCCCAGUCUCACUCGUUUUGUGGACACUAUGUCCUUGCAUGUGUGUGUCAGCGGAAUCAGCAGUUUUCAAAAAAGCCAACUUGUCAGCAAGAAAGCAACAGCCGACGAUGAGGUUCAUUUUGAGAAUAUUCCCGGAGAAGAAUGGAAAGAGCAGAGCUCACUUAGUAAUCUCAGCGAUGUCCACAAACUAUACUGCGGGGGCAAAGGCCUGGACAAAACGGCCAGAGACCUUUUUGUUAAAGGCAACCUCUCGGAUAUUGCUGAGAACUUUCAGGAAUCGAUGAAGUAUUGCGCCUUAGAUGUGAAAGCUACUCACGAGGUUUUGCAGAAGGUGUGGUCGCUGUUCCUACAAAGAUUUCCACAUCCAGCUACCUUUGCAGGCAUGCUGGAAAUGUCUGUUGCUUAUUUACCAGUUAGUAAUGCGUGGAAAGAUUAUGUGGCAUCGUCAAACGAGAGCUAUGAAAAGGUUGAGGUGCAAAUCAAACAAAAUCUCUGCUCAGCUGCCGACGAAGCUUGCGCUCUCCUGCACAACGAGCAGUACAAGGAUGAUCCGUGGCUCUGGGAUCUAGACUGGAGCACACAAGAACUGAAGCUGAAAAAGUUUGCAUCAAAGGCUACCGAUCUAGAUUGGGACAAAGAAGACCAAACUGAUCCUCUGGCGCAGAAAUUCCGGUAUCUUGUCCAGUUAAGGGCUUAUUUGCCAUCAAGACUGCCACACUUGCCAGGGUACCCAGCAUGGUACAGAGCCUUGUGCCCACGUAUUAAUUCCGCAGACUGGGUGUCGGAAGGAGCAACACUGAUUUCUCCAAGCAUGUUAGUGACACCAAAAUUACUUCGGCUCUCAUGGGAAGGAUAUCCUCUGCACAAAGUGAAGGAUCAAGGCUGGGGAUUCUUAAUUCCAGGUCGGCCUCCUUCAUACCUUGAUUCGACAGAAAGUCCCGCUUCUCCCGAGGAAAAAAUUAUAGAAGUAUGCAAGAGAAACCAAGCUCUCCUGCCAAUCACCCAAAUGGAGAUCAAUGAAGAGUUUGAAAUGAAAAUGUCAAAGAUUGGCUCCCGUAAAAAACACAGCAUUCAGCCUCCAAAAUGGUACAAGGGAUUGGGCUUAUUCUGCCCAGACGUAGCAAUCCCAGGCCUUUGGUUUAUGCGUCUGCCCCAUCCAGGAGGGACACACCUCAAGGUGGGCAAUCCUCUGUCCAAGGAAUUUGUGACCAGAUUUUCCGAGGGCACUUUGAAAGGAGAGGGCGAACCUGGCAAAGUGCUGCACUUGAGCAACACUAGUUCCUAUUGGAAAAACAAUCGCGAGCGAAUAGAAUCCCAGCAAGUUGUUUGGCUUGACAAAGAAUCCCUCCCACAUUGUGUUUCCAGAGUUAAAAGCAAGCAGUUCGGAGCAAUUUUGCCGCAGUUGAUUGUGGCGGGCACCUUGACAAGACGUGCCGUUGAAAGUACUUGGCUCACUGCCUCAAACGCAGAUUCUCAACGCAUAGGCUCCGAAUUAAGGGCAAUGGUGCAUGCACCCCCUGGCUACCAUAUGGUUGGUGCUGAUGUCGAUUCACAGGAAUUGUGGCUUGCCGCUUUGCUGGGAGACGCAUCUUUUGCAGGGGUUCACGGAGCAACUGCUUUUGGCUGGAGAACCUUGCAAGGGAAGAAAUCUUUGGGAACGGAUUUGCACAGCGCCACAGCUAAAGCAGCUGGCGCUUCAAGACAGCACGCAAAAAUAAUGAAUUAUGCGCGCAUUUACGGCGCCGGUCAGAAUUUUGCACAGCUGCUUUUGAAAAGAUUUUGUCCAGAGAUGAGUGAAGAGCAGUGCAGGAAGGCUGCAAUCAACACUUUAACUCUCACAAAAGGAAAGAGACUCUUUUCCAUCCCUGUGCAAGCCUUUAGAAUUCUUUUCGACAAACAGCUUUUAACUGCAGAGGACAAAUCAAGUGACAAGCUUUUUAGCACAUCUCUAGGAAAUAAGUUUGGCUUUAUCAGUGAUGCCGGUGAAAUUUUACUUACAAAACCCGAACUCGACAUGCUGCGGGGAUUCGAAAAGGCUAGUGGAGUGAAGUGGAUACAAAGCGCAAGUGCAAAGGCUCGAUCGGUUUGGCAUGGAGGCACUGAAUCAGCCAUGUUCAACAAACUCGAGGACAUUGCAAAUUCCCCAUGUCCUGCUACCCCAUUCUUGUCAGCACGGCUCAGUAGGGCACUGGAGCCAAAGACUGUUGGCACUUUCAAUUUUCUAACUACCAGAGUGAAUUGGGUCGUUCAGAGCAGCGCUGUAGACUUCCUGCAUCUUAUGCUUAUAAGCAUGCGAUGGCUUCUUGGCGACCAUGCCGACUUUCGAUUUGUGCUCAGCUUUCAUGACGAGGUCAGGUACCUUGUGCAGUCCGCCAGAAGGUAUGAGGCUGCAACGGCUCUCCAUGCCACAAAUCUGUUAGUACGCUCGUUUUGUGCACGACGAGUUGGAAUUCAUGAUCUCCCUCACUCGGUGGCUUUCUUCUCUGGCGUCGAAGUGGACAAAGCAAUGCGCAAGGAUGCCACUAGCGAAUGUGUUACCCCAUCGAACCCCAAUGGUAUGUCUGUCACCUACGGCAUUCCUCAAGGAGAGACUUUGGAUGUUUAUCAAGCACUUGAGAAAGUAGGAUCAAAUCCAUUCAAAAGAUUGACUAGGAGAAAGUUCAGUAUUUACGAGUACUGUGGACUACACGAAGACUUCACGAAUGAAUAUUCAAAGUGAAAUGACAUUCAUGUUUGCUAAAAUUCGUUUUUUGCCUGAUUUUAUUGAGCAGAAUAAAAAAAUAUCAAUACACA
Messenger RNA from Neocloeon triangulifer, 3990 nucleotides. It is a transcript of the gene tam, whose product is annotated as DNA polymerase subunit gamma-1, mitochondrial. Gene Ontology annotation, molecular function: 3'-5' exonuclease activity; DNA binding; DNA-directed DNA polymerase activity. The transcript has 10 exons. Lineage: Eukaryota; Metazoa; Arthropoda; Insecta; Ephemeroptera; Baetidae. Gene Ontology annotation, biological process: mitochondrial DNA replication. Gene Ontology annotation, cellular component: gamma DNA polymerase complex; mitochondrion. Bases 260 to 3916 code for a protein of 1218 amino acids. The record is from RefSeq and is a predicted model, not a curated record.